Messenger RNA from Dunckerocampus dactyliophorus (ringed pipefish), 2129 nucleotides. RefSeq names its product LIM/homeobox protein Lhx8. The coding region runs from base 67 to 1071 and encodes 334 amino acids. NCBI's taxonomy places the organism in Eukaryota, Metazoa, Chordata, Actinopteri, Syngnathiformes, Syngnathidae. The record is from RefSeq and is a predicted model, not a curated record. Gene Ontology annotation, biological process: forebrain neuron development; neuron differentiation; regulation of transcription by RNA polymerase II. Gene Ontology annotation, cellular component: nucleus. The transcript is spliced from 8 exons. Gene Ontology annotation, molecular function: RNA polymerase II transcription regulatory region sequence-specific DNA binding; DNA-binding transcription factor activity, RNA polymerase II-specific.
CAGGAAACGGGUCUUAAACUCCUCUGAGAUGAAAAGGAGUGUGCAGUGUGGAGUGAGGCACGAGACAUGCGCUGGAAAAGUGAGGUCAAAGUUCAAUGCUGCGUCGUGGACGUAGGCCGCAGCGAUGAGGGUCCACAGGUGGACGUGGUGGAUGAAGACACAUCCACCCUGCAGACGAUGUCCUCCGCACCUCUUUUAAGCAGAAGUGUGUGUGCCAGCUGCAGUGAAGAAAUAGUGGAUAAAUAUUUAUUAAAGGUGAGCGACCUGUGCUGGCAUGUACGCUGUCUGUGCUGCAGCGUGUGCCAGGCUGCACUUGGCAGCCACACCAGCUGCUACAUCAAGGACAAGGAGGUCUUCUGUAAGAUGGACUACUUCAGAAGGUUUGGCACGUGGUGCGCCUGCUGCGCCCGCCACAUCCACUCCACGGACUGGGUGCGCCGCGCCAAGGGCAACGUGUACCACCUGGCCUGCUUCGCCUGCUUCUCCUGCAAGAGGCAGCUCUCCACCGGCGAGGAGUUCGCCCUGGUUGAGGACAAGGUGCUCUGCAGGGUCCACUACGACUGCAUGCUGGACAACCUCAAGAGGUCCGGGGACAAAGGUAGCAGUGUGAAUAUGGAGGGUGCCGUGCCCACUGAACAAGAAAUUAACCAGCCCAAACCCUCCAAGAGAGCACGGACCAGCUUCACUGCUGACCAGCUGCAGGUGAUGCAGGCUCAGUUUGCACAGGACAACAACCCAGACGCACAAACGCUGCAGAAACUGGCCGAGCAGACGGGCCUCAGUCGAAGGGUCAUACAGGUGUGGUUCCAGAACUGCCGAGCCCGUCACAAGAAGCACGUGAGCCCCAACCACACGUCCAGCAGCCCGAUGACCUCGCUACAGCCCAGACGCCUACAGGCACAGCCAACCCCGACCCCCGAGGAGCUGCAGUACACAGCCUACGUGGGCCCGGAAGGUUCCAUGCUGUCUGCGCUGCACUCCUUCAUAGACAUCCAUCCCCCUUCAUCUAUGUUUCAACCACUGAUGCCAGCCCAGUACGCCAUGACCUCGCUGCCCGUGUCUCACGCCUGAACUACACACAAACACACAGUAUUAAAAGUGUAAUAGGCAUGUUUGGUUUCUUUUUUUUAAAGUACUGUAUAUGGAGGCGGGGAGGCUUCACUGCACCUCACCGGCACACUCUAAAAAAAAAUCUGCAUUUAAAAAGGUUGUGCUGGAAGCUGUUUGUAAUGUUUAGCCCAACUCAUGUUCCUGAGAAUGCGAGAAACACCUCAUCACAACUAUAAAACCAGUUUUACUGCAAUAAAAUAUAUGCACGCUACAUACAGUAUUUAGUGAAGCCUCCCUGCUUUAUAUUACAUCGCUGACAUGGAAACAUGCUUAUGGAUUGUUUAAAGUAUGUGAAUGUUUACAUAUUUGUUUUAAUUUAUUGUGUGCACGUGGAGUCUUCUUUUAUUACAAAAUAAAUUUGGCUAGCAAAACACGCAAGGUUUGUGCUGCGGGUCCAUAAGUACAUGCACAUGACGAGACUAUAAAGCUCACAAUAAGGUACAACACAUGGUACAUGACGCCCACACAAAAAAAAACUAACUUAAAAUAAAAACUGUAAAGUGGUUGUGCGUGAAGCUGAUGAUGUUUUAGCACAUUCUGCCUACUUGUGUCUACUUGUUCUGCUGUGGUUGACCAAAAGAAUCCUCUUGCUACACGCGGGGGCAGACAAGGGAGCACUAAAAGAUAUUGUGUAAUCUCUUGCCUAAACCAAUUUGCUCUACAACAGUCAAGGGUGGAUACAAUAACUUAACAAUAUGAUGUAUAAUAGAAUUCACUGUAACCGACAUCUUUUCAAAGUGGCAAAAAUGCAUUUAAAUAGUGAUGUUCUCUCCUCAUGCUUUGCCAAAAACUCAUGAAAGUGCUCAAUUAAUAAUAACAACCCUCAAUGUGAGACAACCAACACUGGCACGUGCAAGAAUAACUGGGAACUACGAGAGCAUAGAAAAAGGUGAUAGCCACUCAUUUCAGGAGUGGAAAUAAGUCUUAAAUAUUAUACAGGUUAUAUCAGAGGAGCACUUUAUCAGCUGCUAAAAAGCCUUUCUUAAUUCUCAGAGUCUGCUCGCCCCACCUUCAUUUUU